This is a messenger RNA of Folsomia candida, 2025 nucleotides long. Its product is annotated as asparagine synthetase domain-containing protein 1. The record is from RefSeq and is a predicted model, not a curated record. Gene Ontology annotation, molecular function: asparagine synthase (glutamine-hydrolyzing) activity. The transcript is spliced from 4 exons. Bases 82 to 1911 code for a protein of 609 amino acids. Lineage: Eukaryota; Metazoa; Arthropoda; Collembola; Entomobryomorpha; Isotomidae.
GGCGGCAGAGUUUACAAAAACAAGAACCGGUUCACUUUCGUGUGUACAUUUUACAUAUUUUCCUUUGCGUUUAAAUUUUAAAUGUGUGGAAUUUGCUGUAGUAUUUCCACUACCGGAAAUGGUGGCAAUUCAUCACAACAACAAUGCGACAUUUGUCGGGGUCGUGACUUAAAUGAUAUUUCGUCCUCUUCCCUGCUUGACGACAUGGUUACCCUGCACGCCCGUCGGGGUCCUGACCUUUCUUCUCCCCCUCCGUGGGAAACCUCUCACAUUUUCUCGGACGAUGAUGAUAUCAACCACCACGUCCACUUAUCCGGUUAUACUCUUUGGACACAAGGACCCCGCCCUUCGCCACAACCAUAUUCCUCUAUUGAUAAUGAGUACCAUCUCCUCUUCAAUGGGGACAUUUACUCUUUUACGGGUGCUCACAAUUACGAAAACGACCUAGCCUUCGACCCUACCAAGACGAACGACGGACUCGCUCUUUUUCACGCCUUGACACAAUUCUCCACCUCGUUUGAGGAGAAUUUGACCUCCGUAAUUUCCAAUCUGCGCGGACCCUUCGCCUUCAUCUUGGUCGUGAAAGGAAGGGAAAUUUGGUUCGGUCGCGACUUUUUUGGACGGCAGAGUCUACUCUUUUCCAGCAGUAAUUCAAAAUUGAGCUGGCACAUUUCAUCCGUUUCUGUAUUUCCCGACCUUUUCGAAAUCCCUGCCACGGGAAUUUUCCGCCUUGACCUAUCCUCUCAGACGGUCACCUUGUUCCCUUACCACGAGCCUUUGAACCAUCAACGUCUCGAUGUCGCUGCAAAUCUCGACCAAUUUGCAGAAUUCUUGUCCAAGUUUGACCUCACCUUCAUCCCAAAUAACUCUCCUCAUAGUAUUCACCAAAGUUUCGACACUACAUUUCUCCAAUCUCAUGACGACGACAAUACCACUCUCGCUAAACUCGUCGAUCUCUCGACCAAAAAUCUCCCUCCUGGCGAAACCCUUCGCCACGCUGCAACCAUUUUGUCCCCGUACAUCACCUCCUUCCUCUCCCAUCUCCGCCGUGCCAUUCAUCUUCGUCUCACCGCUGUUGCGCCACACUGUAAAACCUGCUCAACUUCCUGUCACCAUUCUCGAGUCGGAAUUCUCUUCUCAGGAGGUCUCGACUCGACCGUGUUGGCCUAUCUCGCAGCCGAACAACUCAACUACGAAGACAGUCUGGACUUGCUCAACGUCUCCUUCACAUCCUCCACUGCGCCCGAUCGCAUCACCGGACUCGAGUCUUACGCCAUGUUGACAGCACUUUUCCCCAAGAAACGACUCAACCUUGUCCUCAUCGACGAAACGAAGGAGGACGUCGUCACCCAACGCCGUGAAAGGAUCAAGACCCUUAUUUCCCCGUUGACGAGUGUGAUUGACGACUCGCUCGGGUGCUGUCUCUGGUUUGCGGGUAGAGGAGGAAAGGACAACAACUUGUCCCCAGUUAGGACAGUUCUUCUCGGAUCGGGUGCCGACGAACUGUUUGGUGGGUACAGUCGACACAAAUCAGCUUACGAAAGAGGAGGAUGGGACAGUCUUACGGCGGAAAUGCAAAUGGACCUGGAUCGAAUUUCUAUCCGGAACAUGGGACGAGACAAUAGGGUGCUCUCUGAUCACGGCUUGUCUCCCAGGAUGCCAUUUCUGGACGAGGCCGUCGUUCACUUCCUGGCUCGAGAGGUUCCCACGUGGGUGAAAUGCUGCCCCCUUUUUAAGCAUGUCGGUUUGGGGGAUAAAAUUCUACUCCGUGCCACCGCCCUCACCCUUUUUGGAGACGACCACUCCUCCGUGGCGCUCUUUCCCAAGAGAGCGAUGCAGUUUGGCAGCAGGAUUGCAAAACUGGAAAAUUCCAAGGAGAAAGGAGGCGACAAGUGUGCACGACUAGUCUGAUGUGAUAAAUUGUGAUCCAUUUAUGCAAAAUAUUAUGCACAUUUUUAAUUAAUAUUACGUCUCUUGAAAGUUUUUAAUUUUUGUGCAUAAAAAAAGUUAUCCACUUUUUGAAAA